AUGACCAAAGAGCAGCCCCGUCCCACAGCACCCUCGUUCGAGCAGCAUCCCACCGGCUUCGGAAUCGGGGUUGCUGCGCCCCGUAUCUCAUGGCGAUUUCUCUCGCCAGACGCGGUCUCGGGGUGGGAGCAGUCUGCCUACGACGUUGAAAUCAUCCAUCUUCCCACCUCCAAUGUGGAAUCCCACCACGUCCCCAGCGCGGACUCAGUCUUGGUUCCCUGGCCCAGCCAACCUCUGCAGCCUCGUGGCCGGGCGCGUGUCCGAGUGCGCGCUUACGGGGCUGAAGGAAACCCAACCGAGUGGUCUCCAUGGGUAGCUGUGGAAUGCGCUCUGCUAGAUCAAGGAAACUGGGCCGCGCGUCCAAUAACAACAAUGGCUGAGACCGAGCGCGACGGCCCCCAGCGACCGCUGCGAUUCCGUAAGUGCUUCACGAUCCCGUUUGCAUUGCCUAUCGCCAAGGCGAGACUCUACAUCACCAGCCUAGGAAGCUAUCAUGCGUACAUGAACGGGCGGAGGGUUGGGGAUGAGUGUCUGGCGCCGGGCUGGACGAGCUAUAACCACCGCAUCAACUACCAGGUGUUUGAUGUCGCGGACCUGAUCAAUGCUGGUGGAGAGAAUGUCCUUGCCGUUGAAGUUGGGGAAGGCUGGUACGCAACCCGGCUAGGGUUCUUCGGGGGUAGGCGCUGUAUUUGGGGGGAGGAUCUGGCGGUGCUGGCGCAGAUGGAGGUGGUGUCGGAGGCAGGGGAGGAGUUCCAGGUUCUUUCGGACGAGUCGUGGAAGUGCAGCACCAGCGCCAUCAUCCGCAGUGAGAUCUAUGAUGGUGAGCUUUAUGAUGCGCGAGAGGAGAGUGAUGGAUGGACGGGUGGGCAGCCCUUUGACGACAGCUCCUGGCUGGGAUCGAGAGCCCUUCCACUUCCUUCAGCUCGCCUGGUGAUCCCCAAUGCUCCUCCAAUCCGGGUUACGGAGACGAUCAAGCCGGUCAAGAUCUUCAACACGCCGCUGGGCAAGACGAUAAUUGACUUUGGGCAGAAUCUGGUUGGUACACUGUGUAUCCACCUACUGCAGAAACCGCCAGGGAGUAGGGUGAAGUUCACCCACGCCGAGGUGCUUGAAGAUGGCGAGCUUGGGGUGCGUCCGCUUCGAGACGCAAAAUGCACGGAUGGGGUUAUCACCUCUGACAGGCCUCUGCGAGAUUGGUCCCCGCGGUACACUUUCCAUGGGUUCCGGUAUGUGCAGGUAGAUGGGUGGACUGCAACAGACCCCUGCCCCCUGACGACAUCGAGCGUUAGUGCUCUGGUAAUGCAUACGGAUAUGGUGCGCACCGGGCACUUCUCCUGCUCGCACGCCAUGGUGAACCAGCUACAUGAGAAUGCUGUAUGGAGUAUGCGUGGUAAUUUCCUCUCCGUCCCGACGGACUGUCCACAGAGAGACGAGCGCUUGGGGUGGACAGGGGACAUUCAGAUAUUCUGCCCAUCCGCCAGCUUCCUCUACAAUACUGCCGGUAUACUUGGCGAUUGGCUGCAGGACGUCGCGCUGGAGCAUCUGUCUCAAGAGAACUUGAUCCCGCCUCUGGUGAUCCCCAACGCAAUCGGGGACCUCUGGUCCGGGGACCCCCAGGCGGUAUGGGAUGAUGUUACCGUGCUCACACCGUGGGACCUGUAUCAGAGCUAUGGCGAUGUGGAGAUCCUCCGUCGCCAGUACCAGAGUAUGGUAGCAUGGGUAGACAAAGGCAUCCUCCGUGGUCCGGAUGGUCUGUGGGAUGUUGAGCAUUGGCAGCUAGGAGACUGGCUGGAUCCGAAUGCGCCACCAGAUCAGCCAGGGAACGCGAGAACAAACGCUACCCUCGUGGCAGAUGUGUACCUGAUCCGCGUCACAUCAAUCAUCGCCCAAGUGUCUGACCUUCUGGGCGAGGACGCCAACGCCGCCAGGUAUCACAGCGACCACGCCCGUCUGAGAGAAACCUUCCAAGCCAAAUACAUAGCCCCGUCAGGUCUCAUUGUAGGCGACUCUCAGACUGCCCUCAGCCUCGCGCUGCUAUUCUCCCUCCAUGCGACAGAGAAGCAGAGAGCCACUGCCGCAGAGCGCCUUGCAUACCUUGUCCGUCUUGCAGCGUUCCGCGUGUCAACAGGCUUCGUCGGCACCCCAAUUAUAACGUAUGCACUAAGCAGCACGGGAUACUCACAGCUUGCCUAUCGCAUGCUCCUGGAGAGAGGCUGUCCCUCCUGGCUUUAUCCUAUUGCCAUGGGCGCCACCACAAUCUGGGAGCGGUGGGACAGCAUGAAACCUGACGGCUCUGUUAAUGGAGGCGAGAUGACGAGUUUCAAUCAUUAUGCGCUUGGGUCAGUGAUCAACUGGCUGCAUUCAACCGUCGGGGGGAUUAGUCCACUCGAAUGUGGCUGGAGGAGGAUCAAAAUACAUCCAGUCCCUGGGGGGACUAUAAGUUGGGCAAAGGCAUCCUACGAGACCCCAUACGGCGCCUUGGAGUCCUCGUGGGAGGUCCUUGGAGAUACUUUCGUUCUUGAUCUCCUCGUGCCACCGAGUACCAAAGCUUUGGUGGUGCUCCCCGGUGAUGCUGUCGAGCAGUGGGUGGGAUCAGGCCGGCAUUCGUUUCGUACGCCACAUGUCUGCAAGCCUUGGCCACCGAAGCCUGUUCGCGAUUUUCUUGGGCAGCCUAGCGAGGAGUUUAUUGCAUAG
This is a messenger RNA of Aspergillus mulundensis, 2694 nucleotides long. RefSeq names its product glycoside hydrolase family 78 protein. The record is from RefSeq and is a predicted model, not a curated record. Lineage: Eukaryota; Fungi; Ascomycota; Eurotiomycetes; Eurotiales; Aspergillaceae. The transcript has a single exon. Gene Ontology annotation, biological process: carbohydrate metabolic process. The coding region runs from base 1 to 2694 and encodes 897 amino acids.